AAACGUAAAAAAGGCAAGCUGAUUUCUGCAUAACAAUUGGUUGCAGAUAUGCCUCCAAAUUCUAUAUUGUUAUCGAACUGUGAAGCAGCAGAAAUGUUGCAGAAAAUUCAAGGACAUAUGGCUAUCUUAUCAGAGGAUCCGACUAUAAAAAUUCCCGAGUCGUUUGACAAGGCCUUUCAAUAUGCAAAAGAAGGAAAUCACUUCACCUCUGCGAAGUCGGUGAAAGAAAUUCUGGAACCUCUUAAAGACUAUGGUGUUAAUGAUGGCGAGAUAUGCAUGAUAGCGAACAUUGGGCCUGAGACCAUCGAAGAGGUUUAUGCACUGAUACCAUCUCUCAAGGCUACUAGGUCCAUCAAUGAAGGCAAGAUCGUGGAGGCUCUUGCUGCCCUCGCUAACAUAAAAGUCUCCAAGUGAACCUCAGCUACACAGCUGAUCAGGCAAUGAAGGAUCCGUAACUGGGGUCUCUGUGGUGUAUGGUUGUUCACCGAAAUCGAGCUCUUUCUUUCGAGGGCCGAAAUCAAGUUGUGUGUAUGUAAACCGUGCUGUGCACAAGUGUGCCAGCUCUAGGUCUGGCUGGUUGAACUUUGACUUUUGGAAACUAGCUUGUGUCUAGCUGCCGGUUUAGCUAGUUGUUGAGGUGAUGUACUCUGAAUUGCCAAGUUAUGCCCGAUGGUCUGGCACGCCUGAACGAUGAAUAUUGUUGUUGCGGCCUGUGUGUUUCUGCA
This is a messenger RNA of Triticum urartu, 725 nucleotides long. The record is from RefSeq and is a predicted model, not a curated record. NCBI's taxonomy places the organism in Eukaryota, Viridiplantae, Streptophyta, Magnoliopsida, Poales, Poaceae.